Molecule: messenger RNA, 447 nt
Organism: Apis dorsata (giant honeybee)
Lineage: Eukaryota; Metazoa; Arthropoda; Insecta; Hymenoptera; Apidae
Product: sperm mitochondrial-associated cysteine-rich protein-like
Exons: 3
Coding region: 1-447 (148 amino acids)
Source: RefSeq, a predicted model, not a curated record
AUGAGUUGCAGUAAAACGCAGGGAACAUGGAACGAUUUGGAGGAAAUGAAAUAUUUGCUUUGUGCUAUUGAGUGCUGCAAAUGUCCAUGUAUACCACCCACACCUGUAUGUUCUGUCCUAUUACCACCGAGAAUCGAAGAAUUACCUGCAUAUAUGCCUGUUCAGAGACCCUGUUGUCCUCCACCGGUUUGUCCACCGAUGCUUCGUUGUCCAUCACCACCACCUUGUCCAGUUUCGUUUACUUCUUGUACGGCCUUACCUCCUUCUUGUCGGGUACCGAUAGUUCCUAGUCCUUGCAUUCCAUGUCCUCCAAUUUGUCCUUCAAGGGGUCCUCCACCAUUGCGUAUAGUACCAUGUUGCCCAACUUCAUUACCAUGCUAUCCAGUGAUAAUUGAUAUUUUAAUUUGGCAAGUGUCAAUGUUGCAUACUACAGGACAAUUGUAUUAA